This is a messenger RNA of Pseudocercospora fijiensis CIRAD86, 1686 nucleotides long. RefSeq lists its product as uncharacterized. The coding region runs from base 1 to 1686 and encodes 561 amino acids. The record is from RefSeq and is a predicted model, not a curated record. The transcript has 10 exons. Lineage: Eukaryota; Fungi; Ascomycota; Dothideomycetes; Mycosphaerellales; Mycosphaerellaceae.
AUGCAGGGUGGCGGACACCACCCACCACAGCUCCAUGACAUCGCCCGCGCGACACAUCUUCUUUCUCCCACGUCUGGCCGAGCUCACGAGCUGCGGAACAGGGCGAGAAGGGGAAUCAUGGCUGAGUGGGACUUCGACGACCUGGACAAUGCCGAGCUCGAUGGAUACACUCAGGAGGAGCUGGACAUUUACAGAGAAAUGGCUGUUGAGCACGGCGGCGAGGAUACCUUUCCAAAUGGAACAAGAAGUGGAGAUCACAGCAUGUGUUGGCCGCGUCCAUCCUUCUGCUUGACUUUUGGCAGCAAGCGUGAGACGAGGCACACCAGCCGCUGUCAUGUUCACAUGCGCAACAGCUCAGGACUCACAUUUCAUAGAACAAACCACCCCUUUCUCCCCUCUUCACUUCACAGCCGCGAGCCCGCCGCUGCCGUUGACCAACUUUUCGGCUACGACUUAGGAAAUCCAUUCUUCGAGUCCGUCGGCAACACCCCAGCCAGCAACAACCAUAGCGACAGCCAAGAAUUUGUCACUCUUGAGGAUUCGGAGACAGACAGCAGUAUGCCUACAGCCACACGACGUCGCACGAACGGUCGCCGCUCGACUGCCGUGGAUCUCACCAGCGCUGCCAGCUCCCCGAACGCCUCAGCCUCGCGGCCCUCGCGAAGCACACGCAAGAGGUCUGCGGAUGACACAAAUGCAGGAGAAGGACGUGCUCCAAAGCGGAAGAGACCAAUCGCCGAGAAUAUCGAGGAAGUAGACCUCACGAAUGAGGCACCAUCAGCAGAAGAUGAAUUGCUUCAAGCACAGCAGCAGGAGACGAUCAAGGCACAGCAGGCUGCUGAGGAGAGUUCAGGUGCGCAGCGAAUUGGCAAGAGACAGUGCAUUAUCUGCAUGGAGAACUACACGAACUGCACAGCUACCGCGUGCGGCCACUUCUACUGCCACGAGUGCCUGGUGAGGGCUCUGAUGGCCGGUGCUAAGAGCAGUGACCGCGCCACGGGUACCUGUCCAGUCUGUCGCAAGCCUCUCUCGCAUACAAACAAGAAGAAAACCGAUGUCAUUCCCAUGUCAUUCAUGACCAAGGCCGAGUUCGACAGACAGAGACGCGUACAUGGAGAUGAGCGGUCUACGCCGAUGAGACGGCAGCAGGUCCUCGAAACGUACAGUACGCAUCGGUGGAUGCAUCAGCAGGCCAAGCAUAUUGACAGGUGCUUGAUUUUCUCGAGCAAGCAUGAUUACGAUACCCACCCAGCAUGGCUGUUAGAGCUUGUGUAUGAGCUUUUCUUGACUUCAGCACAAUCGAGCGGUUGCAACUUGCAGCACACUACAUGCAUUCCGGCAGCACGAAUCGCUGCUGGCCCCACUUCAGCGAGACUUCCUCGUUGUUUUCCAUCUGACUACGCGUCCACACCACGAGGCUUUGAGUGCUCUAUCACCGACCCGACACAUGCUUGGGUAGGUGGGGUGGGCUAUGGUCUCGAUAAGUACCUCUUCUUCCUUCCGCUGAUCCAUCUGCAUUUCUUGCAAGUCUUCAUGCUACCGCGCGCUGAGCUUCAAAUCAAUUGGCUCGCCUCCCCUCUUUCGUCUACCAACGGCCACAGAACGUCAUAUUCCCGAGUAUCUAUAUAUCAGCAACUCCAGGGGUGGCACGGACGUGGCACGGGCCACCCUACCAAGCCCCGCUAA